Messenger RNA from Symbiodinium sp. CCMP2456, 3944 nucleotides. The record is from the annotation of a GenBank genome assembly. NCBI's taxonomy places the organism in Eukaryota, Dinophyceae, Suessiales, Symbiodiniaceae.
GACAGGUGGCGAACCUGAGCAUCAGCAUUAGCGCGGAGUCUCCGAACGGAAACAUCCAUGACUUCAACGGCAACAUGACCGUGCAGGGGAAAGCAGUUUCACUUGGCCCGCAGCAGCUGCUGAUGCGCGGGACAGUGCUGAGGAACACGAACUUCUGCCUGGGUGUGGUUAUCUACACCGGCCCGGACACGAGGAUGGUCCGCAAUUCGCGGCCGCCUCCGAUGAAGCAGUCGAACCUCGAGGUAACGACGAACCAGUCCAUGAAGUGCAUUCUGCUCAUUCAGGCGGUCAUUGCGGCGACCAGCUCUAUCUGCCAUGUGCUAUACAAGCCGAAGCACCACUGGUAUCUGGAAGAGGAGCACACCACCCUGCCUGAAGUAGUGGCUUGGUGGCUAACCUUCUUCACGUUGUACUCCAACUUGAUGCCCAUCUCCCUGUAUCCGACGGUGGAGUUCUGCAAUGUCUUUCAGUGCCGAGCGAUCCAGCAGGAUAAGAGGAUGUGCUACAAAGCACCGGGCUUCAAUGAGGGCAAGCCCUUCGCAGCUGUUACUCGGAGUUCGAAUCUGUGCCAAGAGCUGGGACAGGUCGGAUACAUCUUCUCGGACAAGACAGGAACCUUGACGCAAAACGACAUGGCUUUGAGGCGUGUCUCCAUCGGCGGGCAGAAGUUUGGGACAUUCCAGAGCAGCCCGCAGGCCGAAAAGUCGGAUGACGCGACAUGGGACGGCUUCGACGGCGGCCGCGAGCUCCAGGCAGCGAGAGGAAUGGCUAUGAAGGCGCGAGAGAUCGACGCUUUCUUGGAAGUGCUCGCAGUCUCGCACACGGUGAUGGUCACUAGCGGUGAGGACGGUAAGCUGAACUACGAAGCCGAAAGUCCCGACGAGUUCGCACUAGUGAAGGCUGCUGCCAGCCAGGGCUGGGAGUUCAAAGGAAGAAGAGGUGCAGAACUCACAGUCAGUUACUACAACAGCUCUGGCUCGGGACCUCGAGAUUUGCAAUAUCGGGUCUUGGCCACGAAUGCCUUCAAUUCAGCACGGAAAAGAAUGUCCGUGGUGGUACAGAAAGGCAGCGAGCACCUUCUGCUAGUGAAGGGUGCCGACAAUGUCAUGCUGGAGCGGGCUAGCAGUCCACAGCGGCCGCUGGAAGCAGACCUGACCGAGUUCUCGGAACAAGGCCUCAGAACGCUCGUCCUGGGCUCGCGGAGCCUGCAGAUGACCGAGGUCUCCUCGUGGCUUGCACGCUAUGAAGAGGCCCAGCGGGCAACGACUGACCGGGACAAGAAGUUGGAGCAAGUGGCCGAAGAAAUCGAGAAGAAUCUUACCAUUCUCGGCGCGACGGCCAUUGAAGACAAGCUCCAGGAUGGGGUACCCGAGACCAUCGAGAACAUCCGCAAAGCGGGGAUCAAGCUCUGGGUCCUCACCGGCGACAAGCUAGAAACCGCACGGAACAUAGGCUUCAGCACAAGGGUGCUGACUUCUCAAAUGGACAUCAACAUACUGGAUAUGUCUGACCGCGACGACAUCGGAUUUCAGCUCGAACAGCUGGAAAAACGCUGGGGUGCUACCGAGGAAUCCAGCGACGAGGAGGAGGAGCCCUUCUGGCUGAAGACCACCUGGAGUUAUUCCUAUGAGGCCACAGCCACAAAGGAAACGGCCGACGUCUCCAAGCGAGGGUUGAUGGUCACGGGGAAGGCCAUGACGGAGAUCUGGGAUCGUGAUCUCAAGGACACGUUCAAGCGGGUCUCCACAAGCUGUGCUGUGCUGAUUGCUUGCCGGGUAAGCCCCUCGCAGAAGGCGGAGCUCGUGCAGUUCAUCCGCGAUGAGGUAAAGCCCACGCCGGUAACGCUAGCCAUUGGAGACGGCGCCAACGACGUGCCGAUGAUCCAGACGGCGCAGGUUGGCAUUGGCAUUGCCGGCAAAGAAGGCCGACAGGCAGUGAAUAACUCCGACUUUGCGAUUGCUCAGUUCAGAUAUCUGGAAAGGUUGGUGCUGCUGCAUGGCCGCUGGAACUAUCGGCGGGCCUGCAUGUUCACUCUUUUUACGUUCUGGCGGAAUAUGGUCCAAGUGCUUAUGAUAGUGUGCUACACCUUUAUCUCUGGAUUCUCUGGCACCAGUAUCUACGAAGACUGGAUUCGGCUAACGUUCAAUGCCUUGUGCACCAUUCCGAUUCUGCCUCCGGGUUGCCAUGACAAGGAUCUGCCCGAGAAGGAGGUGCUGAAACGGCCACACCUCUACCAAGUGGGCCCGCAGUCGGGGGAUUUGAAUCUUUCUAAGACCGCUUUGACGCUCCUUGUGGCGCUUUUGCACGCCCUCGUGUUGCUCCUGGUCACGGUGUUUGCCUUCCCCGGCCUGGAAGCUAUCGGAGCAGGUGACUACUACACCUUUGGCACCAUAUGUUACACGUGCCUGAUCAUCGAUGUCAAUUAUCGCGCCACGUUUUUGACGUAUAAUUGCAACGUCCGAUGGACAACAUUCUUGACCGCGAUGUUCUCCUUCGUCUUGUACGUGGUGUGGCUUCUUUUCUACCCGUCCUGGAAGUUUGUUACCGAGUUGCUCACACCGAACAUGUAUAUGGUGCCGGAGCACAUGGUGAAAGGAAACGCUUAUUUUUUCAUCAUGAUUUUCGUUAUCCCGCUGACCGUCCUGGUUUAUGACAUGUUCUUCCACUGGUUCUUCCAUCGCUGCAUGAAGCCUGACCACGCUGACAAAGUGAUGCGUGAUCUGGAGGAUGAUCGCAGCCGUAACGGCGAAACAUGCUUCGCCACUCUGACAGAUGACGAGGACGCGUCAGAAAGUGAGUCGCAGAAGCUGGUCAUGUUCACAGACUGCGACAACGAGUCUCUGGAUGUUGAGGGAAGUCGCUGCUGCGGCUCCGUGUGCAAACGGAUUCUUCGGAUGCCUUACCACCAGAAGGUCAGCAUUGGUGGAUUUCUCGGCGGGCUGAUCCUGCUGCUGUUCGGGGGGCUAUGCCACUGGAAGUCGGAAGGCUACGCGCAGCUCCGAAUAAAUUACUCGGAGUGGGAGGACUCCAACCUGGAGGAAGCAAGCUUCCUUGAGCGCUUCUUCCUGAACUAUCCCGUGGGCACCAGAAAUGACGAGGUGUUCUCCAUGAAGCUCGAGGACUGCAAGAACGUCACAGAGAAUGGGAUAUGGGUCAAGAACUGCACGAAAACGUUUCAAAGCAAUUAUUUGCUACGGAAGCCGAUGCUGUUCUACUCUGUAGGGCCCAUGUACCAGAACUACAACCACUACAUGAAGUCGGAAGUGAUACAGGAGCUCUACGGCAAGUGGGACGAAGACAAGGAGCAGUCUGGACUUCAAAGUCUUCGCGAGGCCAAGUGCCCCUACCGCACGCGCGAGUUCGUGAAAAGCCCAGGGGCGGAGCCUUUGCAGCUGGUGCCAUGUGGGCUGAAGGCAAUGAGCUUCUUCAACGACUCCUUCUAUGUCCAUAACUACGACAUCGAUCCCAAAGGCAUUGCUUGGAGAUCGGACGUUGGACGCUACAGCAAUCCGAGAUUCAACGAUGCUCCGUGGGACCCCGAAAAGGCAGAGCAACACGACAACAAGAUCCAAUGGCUCUUCCAAACUUUUCCUGGCGUGAUCAACGACGAGGAGAACGUCAAAGACGAGAACUUCGUGAACUGGAUGAGACCAUCUGCACUUCCUCGGGUCUGGAACAAAGUGGGUUUCAUCCACGAGGAUUUGCCCAAGGGCCAGAACAUCACCGUGACCAUCACAUCGCGCUGGGACACGAAGACCAUUCCGGGAGGUUAUAAGUCCUUGGUCAUCACAGAGUAUGGAAGGUUCGGCACCCGCCACGAUGGGUUUGCUCGCGUUCUGCUGUGCUGUGGCUGCGUCAGCUGGUUAAUGGCAUUGGCGGUUUGGCUGUUGAAGGUGUUCUGGAUCGACGACAAGACGCCGCGAGACGGCGAAAUGUCUGAAUGA